Messenger RNA from Oncorhynchus keta (chum salmon), 554 nucleotides. Its product is annotated as disks large-associated protein 5-like. The record is from RefSeq and is a predicted model, not a curated record. Bases 135 to 554 code for a protein of 139 amino acids. NCBI's taxonomy places the organism in Eukaryota, Metazoa, Chordata, Actinopteri, Salmoniformes, Salmonidae. The transcript has 3 exons.
UUAGCAAAAUAUUAUGUGGUCUGUGAAAAGAAAAAAACCUAAAGUUCCUAAAUCCAUUCGACUAAUUCUAACUGUAUGGUCAUAUUCUCUCCCAGUGUCGGUGGAGCUGACGAGGGAGUUCUGUGAGCAGCUGGAUGGCCUGGUGGGUCCUCAGCUCACCCUGCUGGCCUCAGACGUAUGUGAACAGUACAACGUCAACCGCAGGAUAUCAGGACGCUGCAGUGGAGGAGCGAAUGAAAAAGCUUGCCCGCUACAAAGAGAAGGAGCUUGUGAAGGAGAAAGAAAAGAGGGCAAGGGAGAAGAAGGGGGUGUUCAAGGUUGGGCUGUACCGGCCAGAGGCUCAGCCCCUGGUCCCUCUGCCGCAGGCCCCAGCUGCCACAAUAAAAGCCAGGGCAACAACGGCAGUGGUCCAGCCCCAAUCCACCAGAGUGACUCGCUCCACCAUGAGGCAGCAGGCCCCCAAGGUGACUUUUCCCCUGCUAAGUCUACAUUUGUUCUGCACAUGUCUUUAUGUAAGAUUUUCUGUUACAUUAUUUAGUCAAGAACUACGAUAG